This is a messenger RNA of Akanthomyces muscarius, 3741 nucleotides long. RefSeq lists its product as uncharacterized. The transcript is spliced from 5 exons. The coding region runs from base 1 to 3741 and encodes 1246 amino acids. The record is from RefSeq and is a predicted model, not a curated record. Lineage: Eukaryota; Fungi; Ascomycota; Sordariomycetes; Hypocreales; Cordycipitaceae.
AUGGCGGCGACCGCAAAGCCGCCUGCCAGCACCGCUGGCGGUGCUGUUGCGGUCCCCACAGUUCGGCCUGUCAACCGCGCACGGCGCGACACAAACUCGCAUGCGCUCGGCAGGCAUUCACGAAAUAGCGCUGGGAAGCGCACUGGAUCCCUUUCAGAUGAAGCCUCUGCCAAUGGUGGGGGGACGUUACCAUAUGUCGUGUCCGACUCAUAUAUCCUUACGAAGCAUGCCGGUAAUCCGCCUUCUCUUGUUGUGCACCUACAUCCCACACACUUUCGAUUUGACGGGCAGGAUGGCAUGUUUCCGUACAAAUCGCCCAUGAAGCUCUUCCUGGAGCACGUCCGAAGUCGCACCGUUCCCCACGACCUUCUCGAGUACUUUAUCCAAGCCAAAGUUCAGUUUUACGAUGGCUGUCUCAUUGUCCAGCUCCACGACCACAAAUCAGCUGCGCAAACCAAGGACGUUGCGCGGCCAACUUCCGCGUCGUCAAAAACAAUGCCCUCAUCGAUUCACAACUACAAUCAGUGGCUCACACCCUCCCCCUACGUACCAUAUCCCAAAGAUGAACAGGGCCCAAAUGACGAGUCCAAGAAAGUAGAGGAAGAAGCAAAGUCGACAGAGGGCGAAAAGGCCGUACCCAACGGCCAAGAAGACACAAAACCCAAGGUUGCCGCUAAACCAAAGGUUUUCACUGUCGUGUUACACCCUACACCGGAAAGCUUGCAGAUGGAUCUCCUCAUCAAGACUACGACCCCGAAAGGCAUUCCGGAAACCUAUGUACCACCGCCAACACCAUUGUCGCUUGGGAACCCUCCUACGCCGACUGUAAAUACGAUGCCACCGCCUGCAAAACGCCAAAGAAGAGAUAAGACCGAACUGGACGGAUCCAACAUCUACGUUGCAGAGGGACAGAUCUUAUUGGCUACCAUGGCACCGUUGUACUUGGCCCCGACCAAGAACGCAGAAGAGACCAUCGCCCUACUCGAGGCCUUCUCUCAUCCUAAGCAUGCCGAAGCACCGCCACAACCGAAGACGAGAAAGCGUACCGUUGCCGAAGUUGCGGCAGACGAAGCCGCAGCCGCAGAGCACGAGCGAUAUAUGCUCGUCCUGGACGAUCGGCUUUCGCCUGGUACUGCUGGUGGCCAAGGCGCAGGUGCUGCAGAUGGAGAUGCCCAAGCCGGGGCCGCUAUAUUUGAGCCGCGCUUCGAACGAUUCAAAGUUAUUGAAGAAAUUAAGAGAGAGCAUGCUGAAAAGAAGGAACAGGAGAAGCUUAAGCAGCAAGAGAACGACCGCCGACUGCAGGAACAACGCCUUCAGCAACAGAGAGAGCAGCAAGCAGCAGCACAGCGGGCGGCAGAAGCGGAGCGCGCCAGACAAACUGCUGUCGCCAGAGAGAACCAACUUCGACAAGCCGAGGCGCAGCGCCAAACUCUGGCGGUCCGACAGGCACAGGCACAAGCUGCACAGGCGCAAGCACAGGCGCAAGCACAAGCUCAGGCUCAGGCGCAAGCGCAAGCACAAGCGCAGCAGGCUGCGCAGGCUGCGCAAGCGGCCCAAAUGGCUCAGCGUAACAGCCAGAGCGGCAUGGUGCAAAAUGGCGCUGUGGCUAAUGGUGGCAUGCAAAAUGGCAUGCAUAGCUCUGCUCAGGCUAGAUUUCCGUCGCAAAUAUCUCAGGCCCAAGCAGCAUCUUCCCCCGUUGUGCGCCAGGGCACACCCCAAAACAUGUCAUCGCCAAUGGUUGGAAGCGCGCCCAUGCAGCAAUCCAACUCUGGCGCUGCUGGCAGCCCGCCACGACCCCCUUCUGUUGUCCAGCCCAUGUCUGCUCCCAUGGCACAUAACAUGUCUGCUAGAGGCAGCCAGCAGAGUCACGCAUCAGGCACUCCUCGUAUGCCCAAUGCGACCCCUAACAUGGCGCAUGCUACGCCCAUUAACAGACAAGCUAUGAGCGCAACCCCCCGCAUGACGCAGGCCAGCCCGCCGCCUAACAUGAUGGCGCAGGGUUCACAGAUGGGCGGCAACAUGGGCGGCAACAUGAGCGGCAAUAUGGGCAUGCCUAACACCCACGGCAUGAGCCCCCAGAACCAACAGAUGCUUGCUCAGCAACUCGCAGCCCAGCAAAGGAUGAUGCAGCAGCAGCAGCAGCUUGCGAUGCAAAAUGGAGGAAUGCCAACUAUUAAUGGCCAGCCCAUGACCCAACAGCAGCAGCAGCAGCUCAUUCAGCAAAUGCAGCGCCAAGCGCUUCUACAGCAACAGCAGCAGCAGCAGCAAGGCGGGUUGACACCCCAGCAGCAACAACAGCAAGCUCUCUAUCAACAGCAGCUGCAGCAGCUGCAGGGUGGCCAACUGCGCCAGAUGACGCCUCAGCUCCAACAGCAGCUCCAGCAGAUGGCUAGGAUGGGUCAGCUCGGUCAGAUGGGCAACGCGAUGCAGAGGCAGAUGAGCGGCCAAGUUAUGAACGGUAACGCCGGCAUGCAAAACAUGGCCGCCAUGCAGCAGCAGCUUCAGCAGCAGCAGCAACUUCAGCAGCAGCAAGGGCAGCAGCAGGGGCAGCAAGGGCAAAUGCAGUUCGCUCAGACCCCCAACGCUCAGCAACAGGCGACGCAGAAUUAUCAGCUGCAAAUUCAGGCUCAGGCUAAGCUACUGUUUCAGAGAAUGGUUGCGGCGCAAGGACCGAAGUACAAUGGUCCUGAAAACAUCCCUCAGGAGAUGAUGAAUAGGAUGAGAACUCUUCUCGGAGCAUCGUCGGCGUCGGCGAUGCUGGACUGCAAGAAGAUUGUUGCCAGCGAACAUGAGUUUGACCUUUCGAAGCUCGGGGGCCCUCACUCGGUCGUGACUUCGCGCCUAGACCCCAUCACAGGGCUUCACCACAACCGGACGUACACGCUCGACGUAUGCGGCAACUUGAAGAAGAGCGGCGAUGCGAAGCCGACGGAAGAGUGUCCCAACGGCACGCGAGUGUGUGCCAUCAAGCGCGUUAUUGGCGACGAAUCGGAUUCAAUCACCGAGGUCAUCCCCAUCGCGGGCUCGUUGGAGAACCAUGAAGGCACCGCCUUCGAUUACGAAGUCACGCGACUAAAGACGAGCGAUUCCAAUGCCGACUCGAAGAAGGAGGGCCUGCGACUCGUGCUCAAGGGCGGCCGACACCAGUUGCGCGAUCAAAGGGCAGUGAUUGAGUUUCUGUGUGCCCGCAAUCAAACCGGCUUGGAAGGCGAGUGGGAAGCAGAGGACAAGUACGAGAACAGCUCCAAGCGUAAGCGCGACGACAAGAAGGACGACGACAAGAAAGACGACAAGAAGGAUGACGAUAAAAAGGAUGGCGAUGACAAGAAAAAGGGAGGCGACGAUGAAGAGGUGGAGCACCAGCUGAAGAAGGAUGACGCCGCGCUGAUCUGGGAGAGCUAUGGCACUGAGAAGGAUGCAGACAUUCUGCGCUUAACAUGGCACACCAAGUAUGCUUGUGAGAAGCGUGAUGACAAUGAUGUCGAGGAUCCCGAGAAGCCCGCCAGCGGUGGUAGCUGGGGCUUUUUUACCUGGGUGUUUAUUGUCGGCUUCCUCGGCACGGCGGCGUACCUCAUCUUUGGGUCGUGGCUCAACUACAACCGAUACGGCGCCCGCGGCUGGGACCUACUGCCCCACGGCGACACGAUCCGGGACAUUCCCUACCUGCUGAAGGACUGGGUGCGGCGCGUGCUCAACACCGUACAGGGCGCGGGAAGCCGAGGUGGCUACAGUGCGGUUUGA